AAGCAUUCUGGGAAUUGUAGUUUUCUGGACAGACGGGACAGUCGGUAGCAGACGCCGUGGUGCCGCCUGUUCUCCCGCCUUCAUUUCCCAUCGUGCUGAGGCGGGUGGCAUGGCGGAGAAGGAUGACACCGGACUUUGACGAAGAGGUGGUUUUUGAGAAUUCUCCACUUUACCAGUACUUACAGGAUCUGGGACAUACAGACUUUGAAAUAUGCUCUUCUCUGUCACCAAAACCAGAAAAAAGCACAGUGACAGAGGGACAACAAAAGCCUCCUGCAAGAGCCCUGCCAAAACGAAGCAUCCUGUUAAAAGUGGCUGAAACCAUCAAAAGUUGGAUUUUUUCUCAGUACAAUAAGAAAGAUGACUUACUUCACAAGUUGGUGGAGCCAUCCUCAUUCUUCAGUGAUACUAGGAUUGUGGAUAUUGGAUUCCGACUCGACUCACUACAUACCAUCCUGCAACAGGAAGUCCUGUUACAAGAGGAUGUGGAGCUGAUUGAGCUACUUGAUCCCAGUAUCCUGUCUGCAGGGCAACCUCAACAACAGGAAAAUGGACACCUUCCAACGCUUUGCUCCCUGGCAACCCCUAAUAUUUGGGAUGUCUCAGUGCUGUUUGCCUUCAUUAGUUUGCUCAUUAUGCUUCCCACUUGGUGGAUUGUAUCUUCCUGGCUGAUAUGGGGAGUGAUCCUGUUUGUUUAUCUGAUUAUAAGAGCUUUGAGAUUCUGGAGGACAGCCAAACUACAAGUAACUCUAAAAAAAUACAUUGUCCGUUUAGAAGAUACGGCAACAAAUAGCCGAGCUUUUACUAACCUUGUGAGAAAAGCUUUACGUCUCAUUCAAGAAACUGAAGUCAUUUCCAGAGGAUUUACACUUUUGCUUGACAGGGUCAGUGCUGCUUGCCCAUUUAAUAAAGCUGGACAGCAUCCCAGUCAGCAUCUCCUCGGUCUUCGGAAAGCUGUCUACAGAACUGUAAGAGCCAACUUUCAAGCAGCAAGGCUCGCUACCCUAUAUAUGCUGAAAAACUACCCCCUGAACUCUGAGAGUGACAAUGUAACCAACUACAUCUGUGUGGUGCCUUUUAAGGAGCUGGGCCUGGGCCUUAGUGAAGAGCAGAUUUCAGAAGAGGAAGCACAUGACCUUACAGAUGGCUUCAGCCUUCCUGCUUUGAAGGUUUUGUUUCAACUCUGGGUGGCACAGAGUUCAGAGUUCUUCAGACGGUUAGCCCUAUUACUUUCUACAGCUAAUUCACCUCCUGGGCCCUUACUUACUCCAGCACUUUUGCCUCAUUGUAUUUUAUCUGAUGUGACUCAAGGUCUACCUCAUGCUCAUUCUGCCUGUUUGGAAGAGCUUAAACGCAGCUAUGAGUUUUAUCGGUACUUUGAAACUCAGCACCAGUCAGUACCACAGCGUUUAUCCAAGACUCAGCAGAAGUCAAGAGAACUGAAUAACGUUCACACAGCAGUACGCAGCUUUCAGCUCCAUCUGAAGGCAUUGCUGAAUGAGGUAAUAAUUCUUGAAGAUGAACUUGAAAAGCUUGUUUGUACUAAAGAAACACAAGAACUAGUAUCAGAAUCUUAUCAAAUCCUAGAACAGAAGUUGAAGUUGAUUCAGCCCCAUGUUCAGGCGAGCAACAAUUGCUGGGAAGAGGCCAUUUCUCAAGUGGACCGACUGCUCCGAAGAAACACAGAUAGGAAAGGCAAGCCUGAAACGGUGUGUGAAAACCCACGUUGUACUGUGGUACCUUUGACGCAACCAACUCUACACAUCGCGGACAAAGAUCCAAUCCCGGAGGAGCAGGAAUUAGAAGCUUAUGUAGACGAUAUAGAUAUGGACAGUGAUUUCAGAAAGGAUGAUUUUUAUUACUUGUCUCAAGAAGACAGAGACAGACAGAAGCAUGAGCAUGAAGAAUCCAAGAGAGUACUCCAAGAACUAAAAUCUGUGCUGGGAUUUAAAGCAUCGGAGGCAGAAAGGCAGAAGUGGAAGCAACUUCUAUUUAGUGAUCACGCUGUGUUGAAAUCCUUGUCUCCUGUAGACCCAGUGGAACCCAUAAGUAAUUCAGAACCAUCAGUGGAUUCAGAUAUGGGGACAGUUGGUAAAAAUGAUACUGAAGAGGAAAAUAGUAAACCCUCCACAGCUGACAAUGAAAUAAGUAGUAGGACUGAGUAUUUAUGUGAAAACCCUCUAGAUGGUAAAAAUAAAGACAAUUCUGCAAAUGAAGUCUUCCUCCAAGGAGCUGAAGAAAGAGUGUGUUCCCAAUGUGAGAGUGAAGAGGAAUCUCGGCAGGCGGACGUAGGGAGCCUGUCCACUGCCCAUCCAGCUCCCGGGGACUUAUUACAGCCUUCCAUUAAGCAGAGGCUGGCACGGCUCCAGCUGUCACCGGAUUUUACCUUCACUGCUGGUCUUGCUGCAGAAGUGGCUGCUAGAUCUCUCUCUUUUACCACCAUGCAGGAACAGACUUUUGGUGAUGAGGAGGAAGAACAGAUAGUACAAGAAAAUGAAAAUGAGGUACAAGAGAAGUAGGAACCAAGAUUUACAUGGAGGAUUUUAAAUUAUUGCUUUUAUGCAAGUGUUUUAGCUUCAAGGCUAGAUAAUCCACUAGAAAGGGAAAAUGAGUGUUAAGUUUACUAUAUAUAAAGCUAAGAUGUGAAUUUACAGCAAGAACCCUGGUUUGAACAACUGAUCUGAAAAUAGUAGUUAACCUGUAAAUGGCAAAUCUUUUAGGAAAAUAAGAAAGGUAAGGGCUCUUUUGAAUAAACUGCUCUUUUUUUUUUUGCAGCACAGCUGAUCGAUCUUGGAAAUUCUUUAGGUACUUUUAAUAAGAAACAAAUUUAUCAUUUCUUGCCAGAAUUUGCUACCAUAAAAUGACUGGGAUAAUUCUGUUGCAAGAACAUUAACAUUUAGUAUGACUCCUUUUUACUGUAUUCUUGCAGUUCAUAGCUGCAGCUAUUAUGUUAAUAACAACUUGUUUGUAUUUUAUUUUUGUUUAUACCAGUCUUAAAACAAAGAUACAGGUUCUGAAUAAAAAAAAAAUUGACUUCAUACAAUUAAUGUGUACUGGGGUUUGGAACUAAAAAGUAGUUUCAAAAAUACUGGGGUUAUGACAUUUUUUUUUAUGUUUCCUUGUUCAUAUGUGUAUUCGGUAGUUAAUUUUAAGGUGCCCUAAUAAUCUUUAAAAGAAAAACAUUGUACUGUUUUAAAAAUUACCCUUUCAAAUAUAUUUUGUGUUUUUCUUCUGUUCUUGUUAUAACUAAUAGAGAUGAUGUCAAAGUAGGAUCCGUAUAGUCCAAGGCCCCAUAGUCCAAGGCCCCGUGGGCACCUUUGCAGAAAGUUCUUUGUAUCUAUUUGCCUACAGAUAAUUGGGUGCCGUUAACACAAGCAGAUCAUUUCAGCUGAUUUCUAGCCUGAGGCUAUAUCCUCUCCACCUUAAUGAGAUUCUGGAAACAUCCUGCCUGCUUCCUGGAAAGCAUCCUUGUCUCCUCAGUACUUCAUUUACAACUACCUCUUAAAAGAGGUUGCUUUCCAAAUUGUCCAGUGUCAUGAUUGCAUUUUCAAAAUGUGAUAUUUUCAGGAGUAUAUUGUUUCUUGAAACCUAUAGCUCCUACGCACUGACAUAGUUUAUAGACAUUAUUUGGGGAAAGUAUAGGAAUAAUACUUUAUGCUGCUGUCCUAGAAAGGAAGUUACACAACGAAUAUAGAUUGUCUUUAGAAUUAAGAAACACAUUCAGAUUCCUGUAAACUUAGUACUUUGAGUCAGUAGAUUUAUGUGUACCGAGGAGAUUUUUAUUUAAUUUUUUCCAGUAAUCUUAGGAAAUUUAUUUUUUAUCCUGAGGAAAAACUUGAUUCUGCUUUGUAUGAAAAGUAGAGAUCCUUCGUACUAUAAGUGAUUCUGCCUAUUGCCCAAAAUUCUGGGACUGUCCAUAAUCAAGCUCUUAGAAAUAUCACAGGGUGGGCCCAGUUUACCACUUAGAAGUAGCUAAAUUUCAAAAACAAAAAUCUUGUUUUGAAACUGACAAUCAUAUUCAUAAAUAAUAAUAUUUUCUUUUUAGAUUACAUAGUUUGCCAAGUCUUUUUCCCCUUGGAUUUAGAAGAAGCAAUUAUGGGAACACUUGGUAAUUGUUCCCCUAAUCUGUGACCUUACACAGGAAGAAUUAGAGUUUAAUAAUUUUUAAUUCUUUUAUUGUAUUAUUUUUAUUUACACCAGCUUGGGGAAAAUGUCUUCACAAUAUUUCAUCAGUUUUAUUCAAUGCUCUCUAAGCAUUGAAAGACUGAUUUUGUUAUAAAUUUUUAAAAACUAAUUUUAAUGAGGAAUUCCUAAUCUUCCAAUCUGAUCUGUUUUAUCUGCAAAUAUUCUUCUUGUUGAAACCAUAAUAUAAGGAUCUUGGGACUUUAAUUGAAGGUUCUUUUUUUGCGUAGUUUUUAAAAUGUCUUUCAUCUUAUAAAAUAUUGCUGAGAUAAAAUAGUAUCUUCCCUGUGAAUAUUCCUAAUGUUCUCUUAUAGUAGUCUAAAAGUCAGUGUUCCUCAGUUUUUGUUUUUGUUUUUUAUAGGACGCCUAUAUUAGAAUAAACUGGAGGUCUUAUUUUUAAAAUGCAGAUUUGGGGCCAUAACUCCCAGUCAUUCUUAAUCAGUCAUUUUGGGAUGAGACCUAGGUGGUGUGUAUGCUCAGUCAAAUCUAAGAACCUCUGUCUAGGACUUUGUUUUCCUUGCCAUGGAUAUCUUAGGAAAUUAAAACAAAUACGCCAAUGUGACAUAAGUAGGUAUUCUUAUUACUUUUCUAAGAAUAUUUUACUUUGUAUUAUCAGGCUUUUGACUAGUUUUAAUAGUUGACAUCCUGCAUCUAAAAGAAGCCCGCUGGGAAAAAUAUUUUGUGAUGCAAAACUUGUAAUUAUGCUUUCCAAAUUUUACAGUGAUAUUUUGACAGGAUAAUUCUUGUUAAGAGUAAUAUCCUGACAGCUUUUGAUAUGAACACUUCCAGAGUUUAUUUUACCAGGACAGAGCCGGUACAGAAACUAUUUAGGGUCACUCUUGAGGACAAAAUUUUUACACUCUGCCUACAGUGAGGAAAGUCAUGGCAGUAAAUGACCUAAUAAUGGUUAUCAUACCUUAAAUUCUUAUUUUUUUUCAGCUAUCAUUAUUAAAACCCGCAUAUCGGGACUAUCUAGGACCAGACUCUUACUGGUCUUUGAUUUGUGAUCUUUGGCUUAUUUUUUAAGUUGUCUGUAUUAUCUGCCUUCACUGGUUAAGUCUUCUUUAAAAUUGUACUUCAUUAAAAUUGUAUGUUUGAAUAUAUUUAAUUAAGAACUCAUGUAUUGACUCAGGUUUGAUUUCUGAAGUUAUUGGAGACAAGUCAGGAGAAACACAUUUAAGGCAAAUUGCUAAGGAAAUUUAAGAAUAUGGUUUUAAGGCUUUAAUACAAAAAGGCUUUAAUACAAAAUUAAACUUUAAUCUAAGUUUAAAUCUCAGAGCCAUCAUUUAAAAGCUAUGGGUGCAGUUGACCUAAUAAUGUCAUGGGGAGUUUUUCCAGCAAAAACCAAAUUCUCUGGAUUGCUAAAUCAUGUUGGUAAAUUCUUACUCCUCAGAAGUAGUUAAAAAAGAAGUGAAACUUUUGAGGCUGAAAAACAAGAUCUGGUUAUAAUUAUGUUAGUAAAAUAGGUCAAUUUUCUUUAAAAAAUAAAUGCUAAUAUUCUGAUUCACAUAAUGAAGGUGGUGAAUGUUAAAGCAUAAAAAAUUAUGUUUUGAUACAUUUCACAAAAUUAUAAAUCAAUGGAGUGUUGAUUGGAAGGGAGCCUAGGAGUCAUUUCACUCUGGUGACUUAUAGUGACUUAUACACUAUAAGUAAUGUAAAAUAUGAAGUAUUUUGAUAAAUUAUUAGAAAUCAUGUGGGAGGAAAAAUUCAACUGAUUUGGUUUAAUCAUAGGACAUUGUUUCCAUACCCCAAAAAAACAAGGAAAUAAGAACUAAAUGCCAUGAGACUAUGCUAUAGCUCAGCAGACUCGUUAUUUGAACUAAAGUAGAUAGCAUGCUAUGAAUGAAACACAGACAAAGCAAAAAUUGAUUUAUUCUUCCAUUUCUGUUGAUCACAACAUGUCUCUGUAAUUCACACUUAUAGUAGAAAAUGAAGCUGUAAACAUACUAGAAACAAAAAUAUAGGAAAAAUACCAUAAGUACAGUAACAAUUUAUUGACAGGUAAAUAACUGACAGUAAUUAUCGACAGGUGACUAACUUGCAUGAGUUAAUUUUUCAUGUAACGGAGGCAAAUCCAUUUAAUCAUAACAGUUUUUAAUAAUUUAAUAGGAGGGGCACCUGGGUGGCUCAGUCGGUUUAAGCAUCCGACUUCGGCUCAGGUUAUGAUCUUGAGGUUUGUGGGUUUGAGCCCCAUAUCGGGCUCUGUGCUGACAGCUCAGAGCCUGGAGCCUGCUUUAGAUUCUGUGUCCCUCUCUUGCACUGCUCCUCCCCUGCUCAUGCGCGCUCUCUCUCUCUCUCUCUCUCAAGAAUAAGUAAAACAUUUAAAAAAAUUUUUUAAAUAAUUUAAUAGGAAAAUUUUUAGAAUGUACUUUCUGUACUUUUUUCUAGAAUAUUUAGGAUAUAAUUUAACUUUUUCUCAGUCAUCUUUAAGGAUAUCAGUUCCUCUCACAGGGUAAUAAACAGAAAUGCACCCUCAGGAGCAACUGAGAUACAUAAUGUUCUUUGCCCCUUUACCCUGUGACCCUGCAGAACUUUGCUUUUUGAGCUAGGUCUGGUUUUCACAGUUUCUCUAUCUUCCCUUAAAACCAGCUGUCACUUUUUGCUGCUGUCUUGUGUGCCUGCCUCUUGCACUAGGUCCCCAAUUUGCUGCUUCUCAUCUGCUGUGGGCUGAGAAACCAGAUUGCCAACCUUGCUAGAAUUGUGUCUAAAAUAAGAGUAGACUGAAAGAAGGCUAAGGGACUUUUCUGUCAGUUAUGUGCAUGGCCUUUGUGGUACCUAUUUGGCUGCUUAGCAUACUUUUGUUUGCCUGAUCACUCUUUACUAAGAACUUGCUAAAAAUACUUGGUUGAAUAUGUGAUUGCCAUAUAUUUAAAGUAUUAAUUCAGUUUUUAUAUGUUGGUGUUUCUAGGACUUUCCAUUAAUGAAUUCAGCUAUAAAAGAGAAUUUGAUUAUUAUCUUUGUAUAAAUCAUUGUGUAUAUUUUAGGAAAGUGUUUUGUUUUUGUUUUUGUUUUUGUUUGGUUUUUUUGCUCAUUAUUCCUAGUAUAGGACACAGACUGAAAACUUAAACAUUAUAAAUAUGACUCCAACUCUGUCCACCAAGAUUUAUAUUCUAGAACUAUAGGUUUGAGACUAAACAUGCAUGGCUGAUUUAGAAAGAACUGGCUAACUGGAUAUUUGGAGAAUGACUCAUUCUAGAUAUCCCAGUUUUCUAUAGAACUUAAACCUCUUUAAGCAUUAAAAUUUUUCAGAAUAAUUUCUGAAGGUGAUCUUUUUAAAACAAUAUGCGUUGCUAUCUUAUUAAACAAUAUAUGAAAAUCAUUUAAAUCUUUUUUGAUGUCAAAAUGAUCAUUAUUAACAACAGUUAUCAUACUGUGAUAGUCUAAUUAAGGCACUGAGAGCUACAUGCCCUUUUACUAAAUGGCUCCAUUCUGAUGUGCUUUUUGCAUUUUCUUGUCUUUGUUUUCUGAUAGCAGUUCUCAUUCCUCCAGUUUCUCCAAAUACCGCUUAAGUGUACCCAUAGCAAUGGCCUUUCUCCACCUUCGUUAUGCUCCUUCUAGUCUGUUUUGGUUUCGGAAACCAGGUAACUAAAACAGCUAGAAUAAUGUAUCAAGUAAGAACAAAUUGACUCAGUGAAGACCUAAAAACCUGGAUUAUACUUAAAUGCAUGGAUUUUGUGGGUAUCUAUUACUACCUAUUUCAUUGCUAUCUUUAAGUGAAGUUACUAAAUUAGGUACCUGCUCUCAAAAUAGAAGAGCUGUUAUUGUACAAAAGGAAUGAUUAUGUUUCUAUACUUUACCUUCUCUACAUUCUAUUCUUUAAUUUUUUGGCUCUGAUUAAAACCAGCCAACUCAAAUUAGCAUUUUCUACAGUACUUUCUAGUUGAAUCAGAUACCACAUGUUGCUAAGAAUUUCUUUGGCUAGGUUGGUUGUUGUUACUUUGAUUUUGUUUUUAGAGAAAUGUAUUUUCAUUUCUGAAACAAUGAAGUAGGUUGAGUCCUGGAAAAUAAGAAAACUUUCAUAAUUGAUAUCCUAGAGAACUGAAAAGUAAUAAGGUCUUUAGACUCUAGGCAGUUUUACCACAAAGAAUUUAUUCUUUGAUGUGCAGGAUUUUAACACAACAUCUUUAUUUUUAUUCAACGCAAUGUAUGUUAAAAGUUUGCCAGAAGUUAUCAGUGUUAGAGCUAAUGAUGUUGACAGAUAUUUGAAUGACUAAAUACCCAGUGUCAUUCUAUAUUUUGCGUGUUUAAAUUACCAUUUGAUGUUAAGCAAACAUGAUGAUUUUUCUCUCUUGAAUGAAAAAUAAACACGAAAUUCACAUGUUACAAUGUUUGCAAGUAAAAUUCAGAUUUGUCUAGAAAGGGAUACCCUCACCUUGAAUAACUUAGUUUUACAAAUAGGCUGAUUAUGUUUUAGUCCAUACGUUGAUUCAUCUAUCCAUCAUAUACAGGGUAAUUGGAAAAUCAGUCUAUGGCCAUGACACAGCUUAACAUUAUUCAUAUACUACUGGAAGGGAAUUGUGAUAUAAUAUUCACUUAAAAAUAGAGGAUCCAAACCCGUUUCUUGAGUUGAGACUGCCAUUACAGAAUAAUUAUGACGCCAACCCCUGGUUGGUGGUACAAAGAGAGAAAUUCUCUUUGAGUAUAGUUGCAAGAGGAAAGUGAUUCUACUCAGUAUAAUUGCUAUAAAUUGAAAAGAGGAUGAAGUGAUUACAGGAUUCGCAUAUACAAAGGUAUAACAUGAAUAAAUUCUAAAAUGUGUGAUCAAUUAAAAUGCAUAUGUUAUUUUUUAAAUGCUGUACAUUUUAAUAUAUUUUAACCUGUCAGCAGUUGAGUUAAUCUGUUUCAUCCCUGUUUACUGAAUUUCAUUUGGCACAUAUCAAACAUGUUAUUGAAACAGGACAGUAUUUAAGUUGUGUAUACUUCUGAUACACUGUUUUUCAAAGUGGGUAUAUUCUAUGAGCCAUUGUUGUAGAAAUAUGUAUUUCCCAUCAUAUUUGUAUCUUAAGAGUUUCUCAAGAUAAAGAAUAAUUCUAUUGUUUUGAACUUUACAUUUUUCACUUUUAUAGCAUUUCCUAAAGGUUGGCUACCUACAAAAUGAGUUUAUUUCAUCUUUGAAAUUUUUUCUAAAACUAAAGCAUGUCUUUCACAAGUUUUUUGUUUUUUAUGAUAUCCUAAGAAGUUACAUAUCCUUUACCCCUCCCAAAGUAAAUUUUAAAAUUAAUUCCAAGUUUAAGUCAAAGUAUUUUCUGCACAGUACUGGCACCUGGAAACGUACAGAAAACUCCAGAAAUGUUACUCCCCUUCCUUAAACAUUGUAUGGUCUGGUACAGCCCUGGAGGUCCAUAUGAGUGAAAAGCCCAGAAGUCACCUGAGCUGAAAGCACUCCCAAGGAGUUUCGUUUUGUUUGGGUUUGUUCUAGGUAUGGUCCCAGGGAUCCCAGAUCAAACCAGGCCCCUGGGCCUAUCCUAGAACCAACCUAAACUCGCGCAUCAUUCCCGGAACAUCAAGAGUGUGAAGACUGAAGAUAACCUGAGGCUGACUAGACUUCCUACGUUCACCAGAACUCACUUUUUUGUAUGUGUGCCUACAUUUUAGCAAAAAUUGGUUCAUUAAUCCUUCCAAAAUUAGAGGAAUGACAGUGGGUAACAAGGUAAAGUCUUACCAGACUUUGACAUUGCAGUUAUCACAGUAGAAAUGUGAUCUAUAAUAUGGUUAUUAUUAAUUGCUAGUAGGAGAACUGUUCUUGUAACUUAUCAGAUUUCUAUUUUGUGGUUAAAUGACAUUGUCACACAAAAAAAUUUCUCCCCUAAAUUAAUGGUUUCUUUUUUCUUUGGCUUUGUCAAACACUUUCUACUCAACAACAUGAUUAACAGUCUUGUUUAAUUAUGCAUCAUCUCUGAAAGGCAUUUGGUCUUUGCCCUCUGACUCCAAUGCCGAGUAAUUUUAAAAUCUUUUUUCUGGAGACCAGUGCCUUUUUUCUUGUAAUCUUUUGAAUCCACCACACUGCUUUGAGCUUGUUUUUUAGGUUCAGUUCUGGGAAGAACAGCAUCAUUUCAGACUCAUUGUAGAGGCUACAUUUCAGAAUCUGCUAUGGUUGAUAAAAAGCAUGAUAGAGUGAAAAUGGAUUAAUACUUUACAGAUUACUGAAGUGUUUUGCAGAAUAAGGUUUUUAUUAUUAUUAUUUUGUUGUUGUUCCCUGCUGCUCUGGGUUUUUAAAAGAUUGUGACCUACUUGAUUCAUCACAUGGUCUCCUACCAUAACUGUGACAUUGCUGUUUUAUUUCGUUUGAGGACAGGAUUUCUGAAAAGGCAUGAAAAGGCCCCAAACCCAAAGGUUAUGAUACACAAUGGAAAUGUAUACUUUUGGUAAUACUGGCAUUUCAGUAGGUUUAGACCAUGUUUGAAAUAAUUGCAGACAAAUCAGGGAUUCCAACUGUGAAAAGAGCCCAAAACUGUGCUGUUCCUCCAAGCCUCGUUACCAGAAAAAUUGGACCAGUGAGUUAUCCUUUAAAAGAGGACCGUGAGUUUGAGGCUCAUUCUGAAGAACUGAACCCUGGGAUUAGAUCUGUACUGCCUUCAUCACAUAGAUGCUUCAUCCCAUGGCUUCUAUUAUUUUUGCCUUUUAAAUCAUAUUUGAUUACCCUUCUCAGUGUUUUCUUUUUUGCACAGUGUUUCCUGUUUACAUAAAUCAAAACUAUACAUGUUAGUACUGUAUAUGUAUGUAUUUUUUUGAUAAAACGAAACCUUGGAUCUAAAGAUCUUUGGAUUUUGAUUCCUUUUAAUGUCAAAUGAUUAAAAUGCUUUUACUGUCUUGUAAAUUCACUCUUAAUUUAUGCCUCAAUUCUUCCAAUUAAUUUUUUCUAAUGAACUACAUUACAAUUAAAUAGGUGAGCCUUAUAUCAGUUUCUUCCAGAAUUUAUGACAUUUUGCAUUCACCCAAACAUGACAGUGUUCUAACAUCAGCAAUCUUGUAUCCAUGCACUGAUCUGUAAGCAUAGGUGACUAUUUCUUGACAUAGCCUGAAAUGUAUGAACCCAUCUUAUGUUUAUGUUCAGUAAGUGUUCUCAGUAUUUGAGGAGCAUUUGCAUUCUCUUUUGACAUUGUUAAUUAUGAACACCUAAAAUAGGAAUGUGAGAACUGUCUUACAGAGUUCAGGCUUGUUUACAUAGUAAGUUUCUAAAGUCAGUCUUCACUCCAGUCUUAACACUGGAGUGUGUUAAACUGUAUUUUUUUUAAUACCACUUAAAAAUAUCCUUUAUUUUAAUUUUUACUUUUUGACCACUUAUAUUUUAUGUAGAACUGUACAUCUCCUGCCCUACCUAAGAUUUUCUCAUCAAUACUUUCUUUGCUCGCUUGAUAUAUCUUACCAUACUGAAUUUUUAAAGGAUUUUUACAAAAACCAACAGUAGGUUUGUAUAUGUCUGUAUUAUUGUUGUUCCUCCUAAGCUUAACUAGUCUCUAAUAAAAUCUGUACUUCUUUGUG
This is a messenger RNA of Acinonyx jubatus (cheetah), 11664 nucleotides long. It is a transcript of the gene VEZT, whose product is annotated as vezatin, adherens junctions transmembrane protein. Gene Ontology annotation, biological process: cell-cell adhesion. The record is from RefSeq and is a predicted model, not a curated record. Lineage: Eukaryota; Metazoa; Chordata; Mammalia; Carnivora; Felidae. The coding region runs from base 123 to 2519 and encodes 798 amino acids. The transcript has 13 exons. Gene Ontology annotation, molecular function: myosin binding. Gene Ontology annotation, cellular component: plasma membrane.